Messenger RNA from Mesorhabditis spiculigera, 807 nucleotides. Lineage: Eukaryota; Metazoa; Nematoda; Chromadorea; Rhabditida; Rhabditidae. The record is from the annotation of a GenBank genome assembly.
AUGGCUGCCCCGACCUAUAUUCGAUCGAAUUCUGAAUCAACAUUUCGUGAUGGGGCGUCUUCGUUGCGAGAUGAAUCGGAGCUUCACUAUGCUGGGCUUCGCCGGAAACGUCUUUGCGCUUUGCUGGGUUGCCUCGCGCUACUUUCAUUAAUAACGAUUUUCGUUACAGUGAUGAAUUUCAUGAUUAUUACAACCCUACAAAUGGACAAACACGGAAUGAGAUUUUUGAAGUUCCAUGAUGUUUGGAAUCCAAGCACAAAGAGCUCAGAUAAGGUGGUUCAAUUUGGGGGUUCUGAGAUUGAUCUCGGAGAAGUGGUUGCUAUGACCGGAAAGGUGGCUGGCCAUACAGAUUCGGAUAUGCAUUUGCAAGGCAGUCGGGUUGAAUCCAAAUCCGGGAGGCCUCUGUUUUCGGCCCAGCAGCCGCUUGUGACAAUUGAUUGGCGCAUCAAAAAGUUGAGCGCGAAUAAAAUUGUGACGAAUAAGGUGCGGUCUCCGGUAGAUGAGAGAUUGAACAUUACCGUCGAGAAUAUUUCUCUACGCGGUAAUGAAGCGGUUCGAUUGGAAUCUCAUCGGAUUAGGCUGCAGGCUGACAAGGGGUCGCUUGGCUUUAACACAUCGGUCGAUGGAUCGAUCCAUAUGCAUGGGAAAGUGGCGAUCGGGAAUUUACAACGGGAAUUUCCGCUUUCACAAUCGCCCGCCCUAGCAGCUUCGGUUGACGCAUACAGGGUCUGCAUUUGCGGUGGCGGUAAACCUCGGCUAUUCCUGGUACCUGGCAACAAGCCUUGCUUUGCAACUUUUGACAUCUGC